AUGCUAUCUCUUAAAGAGCUUAUGGAAAAGCAGAAAGAAAUCGAAAAUCAAAUUAAUCAUGAAAAGCAAAUUAACAAAAAUAGGCUAGAAUCUGUGAAAUAAAGGGCAGGCAAUCACAUUUGCGGAGUUUAAAAAGCAAUCAGAGUCUCAGAAAAAUAACGUCACCCAGGUUACACAAGCUGAGACUCAGUUUUGAAACAAAGCUGUUAAGAGAAUACAAAAGAAAUAAAACACAAGUGUUCACGAAAAUGGGGAAGAAAAUAACUGAUGCUUUCUUAAACAAGAAAGUUCUCCCUAAACCCCAAAGCAAGCUCAAGCAGAAAAAGGAUUCUGAAGAUAACCUAAAUUUACACUCUCAGAUACUUAAGCCUUCAUCUGAGAAGAUCGAGAAUGAAAGCCCUGAGCAGUCUCCAAUUUUAAAGAAAAUGAAUCAAAACAGUACCUCAGGUGGUAAUCUUGAGAGAUCUAAAACCAUCAUCCCAGAGAAAGUUGACAAAGUCAAACUUCUUGAAAAAUAGUUUAACGAAGAUCAAGUAUAAUCAAAUUGAGGAUAAGAAUGAAGCAGAGGAAGAGAUAGACCAGGAUUUGUCCCUUGGAUCUCUCAUUAGAAGUCCUCAAAAAGAAGAACCAAACCUGAACACCACCUUUAAAAAUGUUAGCAAAAAGCAGAGCAAGGAGGUAGAAAUCAAGGAGGAGAACCUUCUCUUGGACCUUUACUUCCAUACACUGGAUAAUAGCCAUGUGUUUGAUAAAACAGAGAAGAAGACUAUGUUCAAGAGAGACAUCCCUUUAGCUCAGCCACCCUCCACUAAAUCUCGAAAUAAAGAUAAACGAACCUCUUUUAAACAUCAGAAUGGAAGGAAAAUUCCUGUAAAAUAAAUAGCCCUAUUCUAUCCUUGCAUCGUCCUCAUGCUGUUAAUUAUCAGCAAAAGAAGAUAAAAAUUAUCAAGAAAACAUAUCAGCCUGAUAUGGCUGAAAUCGAAGAAGAUCCUUCACUAAAUUCAAGAAUUAGUAACACUAUUGUUCAAAGGAAUCCUCAUAUUGCGAUGUCUAAGAAUAGACAUAGAUUGCAGUCCCAAAAUAUUCCAAACAUCAGCCCAAAACAAAAAAUCUAUAACAGAAAUAGAAAUAGAGGUUUUUCUAGUAGCCAAGAAGGUAUUGGCUUGCCUCCUAUUCAUCCUUUAAGAAAGAGUGGGCCUAAAAAGGGAUGACCAAAAAGAAGAAAAAUAAACCCAGAAGCAUCAAAAAAUAUUUCUCAAACGCCUCAAAAUUUCCUUUGGAAUCGUAAACCCUCAGAUGGAUUUGAACUUGCAAAACAAAAAUUGCAAAGAAGCCGAGACUACUGGGUCUCAAACGUAAAAUCAAAACUAAAACCCUCCAACCAAACAGCACACCCUGACCAACCUCCAAACCAUCCAAAAACCGCUCCUACUCCUUCAACCGAAUUCAAAUUCAUAACUCUAGAACAACUCUCUACCCAAAAAGGCCCCAAAAUCCCCACUGUCCAAUUCCAUUCCUACCUAAACUCAAUUUU
This is a messenger RNA of Moneuplotes crassus, 1534 nucleotides long. Lineage: Eukaryota; Ciliophora; Spirotrichea; Euplotida; Euplotidae. The record is from the annotation of a GenBank genome assembly.